UGUGACAGGGACGGAAGGCUAUAUUACCAUCUGUGACAGGGACGGAGGCGGUGCACCAGCUGACGCAGCCCUCGCCCCAGACACUGCGUCUGGCCGCCACCAACAUGGAGGAUGAUCACCGCUGGGCGCUCUGGUCCACCUUCAGCGUCGCCAGCGAGAGUACCGGGUACCUGCUGCUGGUGGACGGGUAUCAGGAAGAGAGUACCAUGGGGGACGUCCUCAUACGGCACGAGAACCUCAGUGGACAGAAGUUCUCCACCCUGGACAGAGACAAUGAUCUCUGGUCAAGUGAGUCCUGUGCUCAGUACCACCAAGGUGGGUGGUGGUACAGUGACUGCAGUGAUGUUCUUCCCACGGCUCCCAAAAAUUUCUUGAAGACAUGGUACUGGAAGCCAGGUGACAGCUGCCCGGUGUAUCUCCAGCAGCUACAGCUGAUGACACGACCCCAGAACUUCCCAACUUGUCACCAGUGA
Procambarus clarkii (red swamp crayfish) is the source of this 473-nucleotide messenger RNA. NCBI's taxonomy places the organism in Eukaryota, Metazoa, Arthropoda, Malacostraca, Decapoda, Cambaridae. The record is from RefSeq and is a predicted model, not a curated record.